UUCCUUUGUUUUUCCGUCUCUCAGCCUCUCAGCUCUGUUUGACGGCGGCUCACUGUUUUCCUUUUUUUUUUAUUUCAACAUUUUUUUAAUGAUGGCGGAGGACAGUGAAUCCGCGGCCAGCCAGCAGAGCCUGGAGCUGGACGACCAGGACACCUGCGGGAUAGACGGAGACAACGAGGAGGAGAACGAGCAUAUGCAGGGCAGCCCGGGCGGAGACCUGGGAGCCAAGCGGAAGAAGAAGAAGCAGAAGAGGAAGAAAGAGAAGCCGAGCUCGGGGGGAGCCAAGUCCGACUCCGCGUCCGACUCUCAGGAGAUCAAGAACCCUGGUCUGCCCAUUCAGAAGCUGCAGGACAUCCAAAGAGCCAUGGAGCUGCUGUCCUGCCAGGGCCCAGCGAAGAGCAUCGAUGAGGCAGCCAAGCACAAGUACCAGUUCUGGGACACUCAGCCUGUCCCGAAGUUAAAUGAAGUUGUGACGAGUCACGGGCCAAUUGAAGCCGACAAAGAAAACAUCAGACAGGAGCCAUAUUCUUUACCUCAAGGCUUUAUGUGGGACACUCUGGAUCUCAGUAAUGCAGAUGUACUCAAGGAACUGUACACAUUGUUAAAUGAAAACUACGUGGAAGAUGACGAUAACAUGUUCAGAUUUGAUUAUUCACCAAGCUUUCUCAAAUGGGCUCUACGUCCACCUGGCUGGUUACCACAGUGGCAUUGUGGAGUGAGAGUGUCCUCCAAUAAGAAGCUUGUGGGUUUCAUCAGUGCCAUUCCUGCAGAUAUACGCAUCUACGACACGUUGAAGAAGAUGGUAGAAAUCAACUUCUUAUGUGUCCAUAAGAAGCUGCGUUCAAAGCGUGUCGCCCCAGUGCUAAUCAGAGAGAUCACACGGAGGGUGAAUUUAGAAGGAAUAUUUCAGGCAGUGUACACAGCUGGAGUCGUACUGCCUAAACCUGUGUCUACAUGCAGGUACUGGCAUCGCUCUUUGAACCCUAGGAAGCUCGUGGAAGUUAAAUUCUCCCAUCUGAGCAGAAACAUGACCCUGCAAAGAACCAUGAAACUCUACAGACUACCAGAUAGCACCAAGACUCCAGGUCUGAGGCCGAUGGAGAGGCGUGACAUCCGCCAGGUUACCGAGCUGCUACAGAAAUUCUUGAGACGUUUCCAGCUCGCACCUUCGAUGGGCGAAGAGGAGGUGGUUCACUGGUUCCUACCACAGGACAACAUAAUCGACACAUAUGUAGUAGAGGGUGCCGGUGGCGUUCUGACAGAUUUCACUAGUUUCUACACUUUGCCCUCGACCGUGAUGCAUCAUCCUCUCCAUAGGACCCUGAAGGCCGCUUACUCUUUUUACAAUGUUCAUACACAAACCCCGCUACUGGACUUAAUGAAUGAUGCACUGAUCCUGGCCAAACUGAAAGGCUUUGAUGUGUUCAACGCCUUGGAUCUAAUGGAGAAUAAGGUGUUUCUGGAGAAGCUCAAGUUUGGCAUAGGAGAUGGAAAUCUGCAGUAUUACCUCUACAACUGGAAAUGUCCCCCGAUGGACCCUGAUAAGGUCGGCCUUGUCCUCCAGUAGCAGCUCCCUCGCUGGCCGCUACACAAACAUGAGAGGUCGCCGGUGACCUCCGGAUAUUCUUACCUGGACGCACAGGUAGCCCGAGCUAGACAAUGAGAACUACAACAAAAAAAACGACAACCUGGUGACAGCGAGGAGGUCACCAAGAACAUUUCUCAGUUCACCCGGAGGUGAAAACUCUUAAAUCAUCAACAUCCUGAAUGUGAAGUCAUGCUAUGCCUGAGAUACUCAUACAACAAGUACAACGCUCCUGACAUGCGCACUCACAUUUAAAACACACACACACACACACACACACACACCUGUUUGACAUUCAAGAGGAUGCCUUGACAUUGUGACUUUUGUUUUCGUUCUCCUUCCUCCGCUGUCACAAGGAACUGGCAUGUCAUUCCAUUUCACCUACAUGGAACUAUGUAAAUGAUAAUCAACAGGUAAACACAACCAGAUACAAACGGCAAUUUUUCUUUUUCCUGUCCAGACGUUGGGUUCUCGUGCUUCACUACUACUACUACUUCUUAUCGUUCCCGUUUCAUAUCAUCAGUCAGGUGUCUCUACUGGCUGUUUUUGGGCCUCGGUAGAUUAGAAAGAAGAGCAAGAAGGUGUUUCUGACGCAUAAACAAACACAGUUUUUUUUUUAAAUAUCUCAACUUUUAACUGACAAUUUACAAACACGUGGAACAAAAAGUGAAUCUUCGCAGAUGGAACUUGAUAUACACGUUUUGGGUUUUUUUUGUUAAACAAAAAUAUAUAGUUAACUGUACAUUUAAAGCCAGAUCAUAUUUAUUCCUGUAGUAUGAGUUUUUGUGGGUUCAGGAGGGCUGAUCCAAAGUAUUUUUUCCUCAUAAGUAGAGUAGAAGUCUCUGUUCAACGUGGGAUUCAGCGGUUUUUAAAUGACGAAUGUAUUGUAUUGAUGAAGCACAAUUUCCGAGUUCAAAUACAGACUGGUACACGCUGAACGACGGCGGUUUUUAGCCGUUUUUUUACGUUACGAAGCUGUUUCUGGAGCUGCUUUUUGAAAUAAAACAACUGUAGGUACAUUUACGGUUACAUUUGAGCAGAUAUUUGCAGUUGAGUUUGUGCAUGUUAGCCGCAAAAAGUAAAACUAGCUGAAUGAAGUGAAGCUGAUAGGAGAGUGAAAUUACACCAUUAAAGGCAAGAGAAGACGGAUUUUGUGCAAAGAAACAGUUUGCCUAGAGACAGUUUUAUAAUGUAAAAAUGGCUGAUUUGCUUUGAAAUGUUCUCAGUUCAGUUAUUCAGAGAAACCAUCAUCAUCCAGCUGUAAACGUCCAUCCGCUCACCUGCAGUCGGAUGUUAAAUCUUAACAAAACUGAAGAGAAUCGAGCACAACAUUCAAAGGAACCUGAGGAAGGAUUUAAUAAAAGCAGAUGCAGCGGUUUGAUAAAUAAAACCCUGCAUCAGCUCAAAGCUUGUCCGGUUGUCCAGGUUAAUUUUUAAUCUCUGGAUUUAUUUUUUAACGGUAUUGUAUUUUGUGUGUCGGAAAAUUAAAACGUAGGUCUUUUUUUUUUUUUUUAUUUAGUGUGUUGUGCAGCUAAAUGCAGUUCUGAUAUUUAUAAUUGUACCUUUUUAAAAAUGUCUUAAGAAGACAUUGUUUCUGUUCUCUUUUUUUCUUCCUAAAAAUUCCAGUUAAAUAGGCGACUUCAGGACUGAAUUCUGAGACAGGAUGAGGCUGUUUCUGAAAAAAAAAUCGUCUUUUUCGCUUUGAGUUAUUUAAACGUUCAAUGUUUCUGUUCACGUGCAGAACUUAAGAGGUCAAAAGGCUGCUUCUGUUUCUUUGUCUUUUGGUAUUUAAUGUCAUUUCCCUUUAUAAACAAGCCAGAAAAGGACAAGCGAUGGUCAGUUAAAGCUUCAUGGUUCGAGGGUUUUGUUCCUUUUUUUUUACGGUCGAAUGUGUUGCAUUCGGAGACGGACGGCAUUAAUUUAACACCGAACAUGGGUUAGUGAGUCGACAGUGUGCCUCAUGGAUGUUGUCGUGUCCCAGAUGUGUUGCCUGCAGCUGUUUGAAUGAGCAUGAGUCGCUGCCGUGUCGAUGUAAACUAGACGCACCCUUUACCUGGAGUUACCUGCCUUAUUUAAAAGUUGAUUUUGUUGUUUUUAAAAAGACUCGGAGGUGGGGCGAGCGCUGGGGUGUACUUUAAAAAAAGAAAAACGUCAUACAGCUUUCUCUAACUGAAGAACAAUAUUUUUAUUCAACUCCAUUGUAAGCUGUGAAAAAGCUGAAGAACUUGUACCAGCAUCAUUUAGACAUGAGCCCAUGCAAAUAACAAUCUGUUUCAACACACACACGUCAGCUAUACCAGCAUGGAUGUUUGAUUGAAUAAACUCACUUCAAAAAGGA
Amphiprion ocellaris (clown anemonefish) is the source of this 3923-nucleotide messenger RNA. RefSeq names its product N-myristoyltransferase 2 (gene nmt2). Gene Ontology annotation, molecular function: glycylpeptide N-tetradecanoyltransferase activity. The transcript has 12 exons. The coding region runs from base 89 to 1567 and encodes 492 amino acids. Gene Ontology annotation, biological process: N-terminal peptidyl-glycine N-myristoylation. Gene Ontology annotation, cellular component: cytoplasm. Lineage: Eukaryota; Metazoa; Chordata; Actinopteri; Pomacentridae. The record is from RefSeq and is a predicted model, not a curated record.